This is a messenger RNA of Drosophila sulfurigaster albostrigata, 2412 nucleotides long. Its product is annotated as gametogenetin-binding protein 2-like. The record is from RefSeq and is a predicted model, not a curated record. Lineage: Eukaryota; Metazoa; Arthropoda; Insecta; Diptera; Drosophilidae. The transcript has 4 exons. Gene Ontology annotation, cellular component: cytoplasm; nucleus. The coding region runs from base 200 to 2266 and encodes 688 amino acids.
GACGACUAGCUGAACCCUACAUACGUGUUUGAUAUUAUAGAAAAAAUCAUUUUUAUAUUUGAUUUACACUGUAAAGAACACAAGUUUAUUGUACAAUAAAUUUCUCAAUAUACGCUGCAGACAUUUAAGUGUUUUUCGUUGCCGCAAAGUGUGUCGUAAAAGUGCCUAAAACUGCCGUCGUUGGUCUUCAAAAGAGAACAUGGCGAGGCUAACUAAAGUCUAUAAUACUGAAGAUGAUGAUUCUAGUUAUGUAGGCAGAAGGCAUUUGCCUUUGGUAGCAGGCGAUAAGCUAAUGAUGCUAAUGGACCUGAACAGCAAAGGACUUGUCAUCGAUAGCCCACAAAUACGAGGCCGUGAACUGGAGGAAUUCUCACGUAAAUUCAACCUGCUCACAGAGACGGAACGCAAGCAAUCCCUCGAGAUCGAUAGCAGCAGUUUUAUCUCGGUGCUUAAUCAGUGCGUUCAAUGCGUUGGUUGUCGCCGACGUGUGGAACGUUUAUUUUACCAGCUAACUGAAUCCGGACAUCGAACACUUGAUCCUCUAGAGCUCCGAUCCAGCUGUACACUGGGCAUUACGGAGGAGAAGCUGAAAACGCCGCAAGCGCUGGGCACAUUGCUCUAUCGACAUCACGAGGUGCUCAACAAUCUGCUGGACAAUAAGCUGCGAAAUAAGACGCGCUGUGUGCUGCACUCGCUGGACACGUUCAGAGCGAAACCGUUCUCAGAGACGUGGCGCGAAGUGUGGUCGGCGAUGAGCCGCAAUUGCCGCACCGAGGUGACCAUCAUUGAGACCAAGGAACUGCACGAAGUGCUCGACAAGUAUCUGAAGAAGCACAAGUUUUGUGCCGGCUGUCGAACAAAGAUUGAGCGUGCCUAUAAAAUACUCAUUGGCGAGGUAUCCACCAAGGAGAAAGGCUAUGCGGCGCAGCUAUAUGCGCACAUACGGAAAUGUGUGCCUGACGAGCACAUCCAUGUCAGCAUGAACAAAAUUGAGUUCCUUGAUGCGUUGAUUAAACGCGCCGAGCCUGAGGUAAAUGGCAGCUAUUCAAAACUUCGCGAACGCCAUGCCAAAACGCUGGAGAUCGCUCAGGAGGAGGUGCUUACGUGUGUGGGCAUGAUUAUGUAUGAACGGCUGCGUCGCAUUUAUGUCAGCUUACGCGAGGAGGAGCGUGCCUGCCAAGUGCUGGCCGCUGUUGGUGUGCAUGCGCUCUGUCGCAGCUUUCAUGAACGUGUCGAGCAGAAGCAGGGAAUUAGCAACCUGGAACUGUUGUAUCAGGAGAUCAGUCGUGCCGAGAAGGCCAAGGAGCUGAAGCGUGAGCAGAAGAAGCUGAAAAAGAAGAAGAAGAAGGAUGAGAAAAAGAACAUGCAUCGUCAUCUGUGCGACAACAACAACGAUGAUAAUAAUGCGAUCGACGCUGCCGAAUCGGAUGAUGAUGACGAGGAGGAGGAAGAGGAGGCGUUGGAGGCUGAGGUUGAAGCGGAUGCUGAUACAGUAGACGAUGGCAUUGUUAUUGUGUGUGCCGCCGAUACCGAUGUGGACCUUGAAGUCAAGCCGACAACAUCAACGCCAACGCCAAGUGACAAACCAACGAAAUCGAAAUCAAAAUCGAAAUCGAAGAAGCAACCGAAGAAGAAGAAACAAAAAUCUGCAAGCAACAAUUCUAAUAAUAAGAAUCCCGACAAGUUGUGCACUUACGACGUGGACCUGGAUAUCGCAGCAAGUAGGAGUAGUUGCCACGACUUGUCCAAGGCUGGCAAGUGUAACGACUGUUUGGCACCCAUGCCCAACUGUCCCUGCGAGCAGGAUGUGCGUGAUUCGGGCUAUGGCAGCGAUCCACCAACAUCGCAUGCCAAUUCUCGAAUUUCCAGCGCCAUCUCGUCGCCGGAGGGUUCGGAAGUAUCGUGCUCGGAUGGUCUAUGCAAUCACGAUGGGCUGCUACUGGAUGAGGAGCAAAGCGUGGCAGAUGUUGCGGCACGCAACAGCUACGUGUCAGAUUUGCUCUACGGUCAGCAGAUGCAAAUGGACCACAAGUUCUCAUUGCUGCAGAUGUGGGACGACUUUGACGACUACGAUAAAGACGACGAAAACUGUUGUUACAUUCCCCAAGAGGUGGUGCUGGCUUAUCAAUACCAGCGCGAGCAAGUGCAGCGUCAGCGCGAACAGCUGCGUGCCACAUUACGCCAAAACUUUGAGCGCUUGUGUUUGCAGCGUGGCGUUCAUGUCGCGACCACCGCAAAUGCCACCGCCACCUCGACUGGCCAUUAAUUUUUGCAUUAAAAAACCGUUGUAGUUAUUCAGUCGCGCGUUUGCGGUUUCAAAGAAUCCACGCGCAUGCAUUCAAAAUACAUACAUAUAAUUUUUUUGGUUUUUGAAAUAAAUGAAGUAUAAAGUUAUGCUUAUUAAUAAUGUUA